AUGGCUGGAAUUCCGUUACAUAAAAGCUAUAACUUAGCAGUUGUCGAAACAGGUGGAUAUGAGAAUUUGACAUGCAUUGAAAGAGAUUGUAGAAACUAUGUUGAAAAGCUUAGACGGUUACGAUUAGGGGAAGGAGAUGCGGCUGCAAUACAAUCUUAUUUUUCAAAAAUGCAAGCAAAUUGCCCUGGUUUUUUCUUUAGUAUCAAUUUAGAUGAAGAGUCUCGAUUGAGAAAUGUGUUUUGGGCCGAUAAUAGGUGCAGAGAAGCAUAUAAGGAGUUUGGUGAUAUUGUGACCUUUGACACCACAUACCUCACAAAUAAAUAUGAUAUGCCAUUCGUCCCUUUUGUUGGGGUGAAUCAUCACGGACAAUCUACGUUGCUCGGAUGUGGGUUAGUGUCAAGUGAGGAUACAGAGACGUUUGUUUGGCUAUUUAGGACAUGGUUUCAAUGCAUGCAAGGCCAGGUGCCUAAUGGAAUAAUUACGGACCAACACAGGGCUAUGCAAAAUGCAAUCCAAAUAGUAUUGCCGAAUACCAAACAUAGAUGGUGUUUGUGGCAUAUAUUGAAGAAGUUGCCUGAAAAAUUUGGCAACCAUGUUCAAAAGGGCAUUAUAUUUUCAACUAUACAUGAACUAGUUUAUGAUUCGCAAACUCCGGAAGAAUUCGAACAAGGUUGGAUUAAGAUGGUUGAAGAACAUGAAUUGCUUGAUAAUGAUUGGUUGGUGAGACUCUACAUUGAUAGAAGCCGUUGGGUUCCUUGUUUCUUGAAAACAUCGUUUUGGGCAGGUAUGUCAACAACCCAACGCAGUGAGAGUAUAAAUGCAUUCUUCGAUGGGUUUGUCCAUUCAAAAACAUCAUUGAAGCAGUUUGUUGAACAAUAUGAGCGGGCACUAAAGAAUAAGGUUGAGAAGGAGUUUCAAACAGAUUUUCGAUCAUUCUCGCAAAUGGUUCCAUGUAUUACACCAUAUCAAUUUGAAAAACAGUUCCAAUUAGUUUACACUAUAUCAAAAUUCAGGGAAUUUCAAGAAGAAAUCAACAAAAAGAUGUAUUGUGACAUUAUAGCUGUCGACGAUGAAUGUUCGGGAACGACGUAUAAGGUACAAGAGGAUGUUGUAGUUGGUGGGGGUGUGAAGAGAAAAAAAUUUACCAUUUUAUUUCAGAGGGAUAGUUGUGAAUUUAUUUGUAGCUGUCACCUAUUCGAGUUUGUGGGAAUUAUUUGCCGGCAUGCUAUCACAGUAUUAAUUUGUAAUAACGUAAAAUCACUUCCUGAAAAGUAUAUAUUAAGGAGGUGGAAGAGAGAUGUAACUAGAUGCCACACGAGGGUUGCAAUUAACUAUGAUGGGUGGAUUAAUAGUCCUGGGCAGUUAAGAUAUGACCAAUUGUGCAAAGCUUUUACCGACGUAGCUGAUCUUGCAGCAUAUGAUGAAGGUCGUACAGAAAAGCUUAUGGAGUGGAUUCAAUUUAAAAAAAAUGAGCUUUCCACCUCGAAGUCAAUUAGUGGACGUAAUCAUCUAUUUCAAGCGAUUGUUCAUGCAAGCUCCGACGAGAGAAUGAUGGAGAAUGCUUUAAGCGAGAAUAUAUUAGAUCCUAAUUGCUCAAGAAGUAAGGGAAGGCCUAAGAAGCUUAGAAAAAAGGGCCCGUUAGAGUCGAAAUCAAAAAGAGAUAAGGCCAUCCGUGGAGGUGCUGAUGUUGUGAUUGCAGUUGGGGGUGAUGAACUCUUCAUGAGAACACCCAUUUGCCCACCCCUAAUGACAAGGGGAGGCGGGAAUGGGCCAAUAACGAAGGGGAGACACAGGAGGCCGGCACUCAAACAAGGCAAGGGGGAGGCAAUGACAACAGUGUGGACGAGCGGAGCAGGAGCUACGAGGCAGUCGAUGACUCGACGACGGUGGGGCGGUGGCAAUGAUGAUGAGGAGAGUAAGAGCCCGGAGGAGGUUAACGAUGACAAGUCAGCCGUCGGCGACGAUCAAUCGAUGACGAAGAGAGCAAGCAAAGUAGAGGAGGCGGCGGUCCAGGCCGUCUAG
Diospyros lotus (date-plum) is the source of this 2022-nucleotide messenger RNA. Its product is annotated as protein FAR-RED IMPAIRED RESPONSE 1-like. NCBI's taxonomy places the organism in Eukaryota, Viridiplantae, Streptophyta, Magnoliopsida, Ericales, Ebenaceae. The record is from RefSeq and is a predicted model, not a curated record. Gene Ontology annotation, biological process: regulation of DNA-templated transcription. Gene Ontology annotation, molecular function: zinc ion binding. The transcript is spliced from 3 exons. The coding region runs from base 1 to 2022 and encodes 673 amino acids.